Phacochoerus africanus (Common warthog) is the source of this 4015-nucleotide messenger RNA. RefSeq names its product WT1 interacting protein (gene WTIP). Gene Ontology annotation, molecular function: transcription corepressor activity. The coding region runs from base 75 to 1376 and encodes 433 amino acids. The transcript is spliced from 8 exons. The record is from RefSeq and is a predicted model, not a curated record. Gene Ontology annotation, cellular component: nucleus; transcription regulator complex; P-body. NCBI's taxonomy places the organism in Eukaryota, Metazoa, Chordata, Mammalia, Artiodactyla, Suidae. Gene Ontology annotation, biological process: cytoskeleton organization; regulation of DNA-templated transcription; negative regulation of hippo signaling.
GAUGAGGCGGCGCGGCCGGAGCGGCGGCGGGAAGCGGAGGCGGAGGUGACGCGCCGGGGCCGGCGGGCCGGGCCAUGCAGCGCUCCCGGGCGGCUGCGGACGAGGCGGCUCUGCUCCUGGCCGGGCUGGCCCUGCGGGAGCUGGAGCCGGGCAGCGACUCUCUGGGCCGGGGUCGGCGGGGACCGAGGCCCGGGCCGGGAGACGAGGCGGCGCAGGCGCUGGGCCGCAGAGGGCAGGGCGGCGGCGGCGGCCCCGAGGCCGGGGCGGACGGACUGAGCCGCGGGGAGCGAGGCCCGCGGCGCGCGGCGGUCCCCGAGCUCAGCGCGCAGCCGGCGGGCAGCCCGCGGGCCAGCCUGGCGGGCUCCGACGGCGGCGGCGGCGGCGGCAGUGGCAGCGCCCGCUCCAGCGGCAUCAGCCUGGGCUACGACCAACGCCACGGAAGCCCGCGCUCGGGCCGCUCGGACCCGCGCCCGGGCCCCGGGCCGCCGUCGGUGGGCAGCGCCCGCUCCAGCGUGUCCAGCCUCGGCUCCCGCGGCUCGGCCGGCGCCUACCCUGACCUGCUCUUGCCCGGCGCCUGUCCCGCGCCGGCUCGCUCCCCGGAGCCGGCCGGGCCGGCCCCCUUCGCUCUGCCUUCGCUCCAGCUGCCCCCGGGCCGGGAAGGCGGCCCGAGCGCGGCGGAGCGGCGGCUGGAGGCGCUGACCCGAGAGCUGGAGCGAGCGCUGGAGGCGCGCACGGCGCGGGAUUACUUCGGCAUUUGCAUCAAGUGUGGGCUUGGCAUCUACGGAGCAAGGCAGGCGUGCCAGGCAAUGGGGAGCCUGUAUCACACUGAUUGCUUCACCUGCAACUCCUGUGGGAGACGGCUUCGCGGGAAGGCAUUCUACAAUGUGGGUGAGAAAGUGUACUGCCAGGAGGACUUCCUGUACUCCGGGUUCCAGCAAACGGCUGACAAGUGUAGCGUGUGUGGACACCUCAUCAUGGAGAUGAUCCUUCAGGCCCUUGGGAAGUCCUACCACCCAGGCUGCUUCCGGUGCUCUGUGUGCAACGAGUGCCUGGACGGGGUGCCCUUCACUGUGGACGUGGAGAACAACAUCUACUGUGUCCGAGAUUACCACUCGGUUUUUGCACCAAAGUGUGCCUCCUGUGCCCGUCCUAUCCUCCCAGCACAGGGCUGUGAGACCACCAUCCGUGUGGUGUCCAUGGACAGAGACUACCAUGUGGAAUGCUAUCACUGUGAGGACUGCGGGCUGCAGCUGAGCGGGGAGGAUGGACGCCGCUGCUACCCCCUGGAGGGCCACCUGCUGUGCCGCCGCUGCCACCUGCGGCGCCUCCGACCCGGGCCACUUCCCUCACCUGCUGUGCACGUCACGGAGCUCUGAGCUGGAGCUCCGAGCUGGGGCGGGGAGAGCUGGGGCGGGGAGCCAGACUCUGGGGCCGUCUGCGCGCAGGCGCCCGUGUUUGUGUGUGUGCGCAGGCGCGCGUGUUUUUGCGUGUGUGUUUUUGCGCGCGCGCGCGCGCGCGGGCCGAUGGCUGAAGCAAGUCAGUGUCGGGGCUUCGUGCGGGCGGGCGCGGCCGCCGGCUCCCCCCCCGCCCCCUCCCCCCACUCGCCACCGAGCUGCUGUCCGAGGGGCUGGCCCCGCGGCGAAGCUACUAAUAUUUAUUCACCGUUUGUGCCUCCUCAAGCCGCUUCUUCCUCCCGGGCUCUGCCUGCCUCCCACCGCCACCCCAUCACCAGCCUUCUGUUUCGGGACCCCGCCUGUGCCCCAUAUCCUCGGGGGCAGGCUCCCAGACCCGCUGAGGGUCUCGGGGUAGAAGAUGGCCAUUACCGAGUGCAGGGGGCGGCCGCCGUCCUCCCACGGGCCCUGGGGCGGGAGCCAGUUUCCCUGUAUAGGUGGGACCUGGGACUCCUUUCAAGAGUGCGCGGGGCGGGGCAGUGUGUGGUCUGUCAGGCGGGGGUUUGCAAAGGGCACGCGGGUUUGUUUCAUAAGCGUCUUGCCCAUUGGUAGGUGGGGAGUGUGUCUUGUUUGGCUGGGGUCACUGGAGGAGGUGAGGAAUGACACCCUUGGGGAGUGGGGCCAGCGAAGGAGCCUUGCCUUUGGCCAUUGUGGUCACUUCGGGGUUUGGCCCCUGGGGUUCUAACGGGUGUUUCUAACCCUAGUCCUGCCUGGGUCUUUCCCAUCCCUGGCUCCUCCCUCCUCCGCCCCGGGAAAAGAACACCUCAGGCAGAAUUCCAGCCUCAGGUCUCGGACAAGAGAGACCGCGAGGGGGCGCCCUGCCCACUUGUUGGCAGAAAAGCACUGUGUAUUGGGCUCCACGACAAAAGCAUAUGAUUGACUUAAAUUAAGUUUUUCCUUUGAGAAUAUUUUCAUUUUCUUUAAAAGAAUAUAGUUUUCUUCUAAAAACUUGGUCCACGGUUGUUAUUUCUUAGGAAAAGUACAAGAAACUCACAAGUGUCCUAUUUGUAUAUCAUAUAGCUAAUGUUCAAGUGGUAAAACAUUGUAGUCUAACUAUUUUUGUAUAAAUUCCUUUGAAAUCUCAAAAUAUGUGUUUGCCUUUCAGACUUUAGAAUAGCAUGGGGUUUUUGUUUGUGUUGGUGUCGUGAGAGCAGUGACCUAAUGAAAUGUGGUAUGUGGAAAUGUAGAUUUUUUUUCCCCCUCUGAAAGACACAUCAAGAUUGGGAAGCUUGGGCUUCUCACUGAUGACUUAUGUUGGAUUUGCACUUGCGGAUGGCCCCUGCCGCUGGAGACCUCGAAUCACGACAGACCAUCACAGUGGUUUUUAGUACACUUGUUCUUAUGAGAACUGAACCACCUCUUCUUGGCUACUGCUGUUGCCCUCCUUUCUCCCCACUGUUAGAUGUGGGGUCUUUUUACUUGUAGGUUCAUUCAUCUAGGGGAGCCGGACGGUAAGAACUAGAACACUAUCGGGGGUGCGCAUUGGGAUGCGGAGGAGCGGAAGUGGCGGCCAGCGGUGUCCCGCUGGACUGAGGCCCGGAGCUUGGAGGCCCCCUAGUGGGUUUAAGAAGCAAGUACAUUGUGAGUUUGGUGACGGUUAACCAAAUAUUUUGAGCAAAGGUUGUCCCGAGCUGCGGGAAGCGUGGAUCAAGGUGCCUUCUUGGAGUAGGGGAUUCCAAUGGGGCAGAAGAGAGUAAAUUCUAGGAACGGGAGGCUGUUUUUGGCUUUCUCUUCCUCUUGAGCUGCGCUGCUUUGCUUUCUGGCCAGUUAUUUGCAAAGCUUUUUUUUCUUAUUGCUUCCAUUUGCCCUUGGUUUCUCCUUGUUGCAAAUUCAGCUCUUCUCCUUUUUCUUUCUUUGUGUCUGCUGUGGAGGUGGUCCCUGAUCUUCCUGUCAUGGACACCAUCAUCGCCUUCCAUACCUGCUCCAUCCCGGUUGCCAUGGUCUCCCACUGAGCUGGACUGAGUCAUCAUGGCAUGGAGCCCCCUUUGUGUUCAUGUGCCAAAUGUUGUCAAAAGUUAGAGCCAAGGGAAUACGUGACCCUGGGUGAGGGCAGCGGCCUCUGGCCACACUUUGCCCUUUCUCCAUGGGCUCCAUGGCUCCGUAUUGCUUUUUCCCAGCUCUGGUGACCACCACCGUCCCUCUUACCCUAGAACCUUUGCACCCGCAGUUCACUCUGCCUGGAUACACCCCCUACACAGUGCUUUAAUUCCUGGUCUCAUCCUUCUGAUCUCAGCUACACAAUUAAGCCAGACUCCCAGUUAAUACACUUUACCUAACACCCAGAAUUUGGGGCCCUACUCUCUAAGCUCUUUUCUACAAGCAGCAUCUUCCAGACCAUUGUCAGGAAUGGCGCUCAUCUGUUGGUGGUUGAGACAGGAAGCAGCGUGAAAGCCAGACUCCAGGCUUGGUAGCUUACCCAUUACCCUCCAAUGACGGGUGCCAAGCCCACCCACACCUAGGGUAUCUCCCCUGAUGUUGACACCUGGUGACACCUCUAACUGUGCUUUUGUUAACUGCUGGACUUUUGUGUAUUGAGAGAAUAAAAGUACUUAUUCUCUCUCUUU